GUAAAGGGAGGGGUGCUGAAUGUCUUAGCGCCCUAGGUUACAUUUGCGACAACCAUGACCUGGAUGACUGAGAAAUCUACAUACUUUUAGGUUACUUUCCCUUCCUGGACCAGUUUUCCUGAUCUAAAUAGUUCUUUCGGGAGAAGUGCUGGGCUCUUUAGUCCUCAUGGUCGAAUUGGCCAGAGACUUAAGAAGUAACAGAGCUGAGCAAGGUAGAUGGGGAGCUUAGAGGAGCAAGCACAGAGGGAUAACUUCGAGGCCAACUUUUAUGACAAACUGGCCUGUUCUAUCCGUAGAUGGAACUUGCCGUAAGGCAGAACCUGCUGAAAGAAUACUGCAAGAUGGUGCAGGCAGAAAUAGGGACUUGGUAGGGAGGAUUGGAUUGGUAGGGAGGAUUGGACCAAGGGAAUUGCAGUCCUUUGCACUGAAAGGCAGUCAAACGGGUCAGUCCUAGAAGAGAUCAACCCUGACUGCUCUUUAGAAGGCCAGAUCCUGAAGAUGAAACUCAAAUACUUUGUCCAUCUAAUGAGAAGGAAGGACUCACUGGAGAAGAGCCUAAUGCUGGCAAACAUUGAGGGCAAAAGAAGAAGGGGACGGCAGAGAACGAGGUGGCUGGAUGGAGUCACUGAAGCAUUAGACGUGGGCUUAAAUGGACUCCAGAGGAUGGUAGAAGACAGGAAGGCCUGGAGGUCCAUGGAGUUGUGAUGGGUCAGACAGGACUUCGCAACUAACAACAAAGGGAGGAUUGGAAGUUGUGGGGUCAAUUUGAGAUGCUGCUGACUCCAGAGAAUAGGAGAGCGAACGAACAAGCACAGUUGAUGCUCCACUGCCCCCAGUUGCUGAAGCAUCUGUGCAUUGUCUUGAGAGGGCAGAACAGAGCGGUGAGGAUUGAGUAUCCUGAACCCGCUUACAAAUGCCACGUUUCAUACAACACAUAGGCAAACAAUUUGCCUCUUUAGUUCAUUGCCCCUGAUCGGUCUUGCUGUCCUGAAUUCUUUUUAGUAUUGGCUCAACAGGUGCAAGCUUUUUAGCUGUGGCUGAGAUUAGAUUUUUAUGAAAAGAGGACAUCAUAAGAGUUGUUGCUUGAGGCUCCCCAAUAGGGAUCUGCAUUAGCUUUUCCAAGGAGUAGGACACAUUUUAAUUCCUCAGGAAGCCAUGAAAAUUUCAUGUGGCAAAAAAGCAUCUUCGCUUGCUUGAUUUGGGCACGCAGAGAUAGCUGUUAUUUCAACUAAGCAAGUGAACGUGGCUACUUCUUGCAACUGCCAUUUCGUUUGGUGAUCAGAUAGUCACACAGUAGCUAUCAUUAUCACUACUGGAGAAAAUGGGUUUUUUUUUAAUUUGUGGAGAACAUCUAAGAGGCUCAAGCUACCUGGGAAUUCCUUUGUUGUGACAGCUAAUGUUCAUACACAUUCCCUAUUCAGGUAAAUGCCAGUGGUAGGGUAACUGGAGUGGCAAGGGAAGUAAUAUCUCAGACAGCUGGCUUUUCCCUCCUUGUCCUCUUAUACUUCAUUAUUUAUACUUAUAUUUAUUAUUCUGUAAGUUUAUAAUAGUAUAUUGUAGGAGCAGUGACACCAUAAGAAUAUAGAAGAGAUUUUGGGUAAUGGAAACUGGCUAAUGAUAGGCUUCUUUACAUAUUACAUAUGUUAAUACCUUCACAGCAUUUAUAUCAAUGUAAGCAUGAAUAGGAUUACAUCAUAAUUGCUUGCUGCACAUGUUUAUGAAAGUGUUUUGUAACAAUUCAUAAUAUUAUAUUGGAUAAUAUGGAACUUUGGAUGGAUCCUUUCACUAUCACAUGUGCACAAGUCCAUAAUCUUAAGGAAUUGUAUUAUAAUACUUAGUCAUAAGACAUUAUUCUUGAAAAGAAAUGGUUUAUUGUUAAUGCCCUUUAAAAUUCUUUGUAAACCCCACAGUUGGCACCAUUUUCCUCUGCUUUUUAGUAAUUUUAUUAAGAAUUAUAAUUACAAUAGCAAAAAACCUGAAACAAACUAAAAAAACCUAAAAGAAUAAAAAAAGUGUAGAAAAGAAAGAAGAAAAUGAAAAAUUGAGAACCAGAAAAGGAAAAAAAAGAAUAUAGCAAAAAAAAAGAAAGAAAGAAAAAUAUAUGUGAUAAAGAAGUGACUUUCCAUAUUCAUCACAAGUAUAAAUAAUUUUCGGAACUUAUCAUGUCUUAAAAUAUAGCAAAUGAUUUCUUAUUCCCAUAUCUAAUAUCUUUAAAUCCAUAAAACACCAUCAUUUCAGUGUUGAUGCCAACAAAAGUUCAUGAAAGUUUUCAAAGAUAACAAAUGGAUUUAUACAAGGAGUACUCAGCUUUCAGCCAUUUGUUUAGUGACCGAAGUUACAAAGGCAAAGAAAAAAUGAUUUAUGACUGUUUUUCACAUGACCAAUUCCAGCUUACCCAUGGUCACAUCAUCAAAAUUUGGAUGCUUGAGAACUAGCUCAUAUUUAGUUAGUUAAAUAUGCUAACUAGCUCAAUGGUUGCUGUGUCCCAGGGUCAUAUUAUCACCACUUGCAACCUUCUGAUAAGCAAAGUCAAUGGGCAAGCCAAAUUCACUUUACAACCGUAUUAUUUUGCAAUUUCAGUUAUUCACUUAACGGUGGCAACAAAGGUCACAAAAUGAAACAAAACUCAGAGGAACAGAAUAUGGAUUCAGCUGAAUUAUUUGAUGAUGAAGAUAAUACUGACGGUAUUAAAAAUAAUAUGAAAGGAGAAACUGAUAAAGAAGAUGAAGUGCUAGACUGUUCUGUGAUUUCAAAACCUGAAAAAAAUUCACUGGAUGGUUUAAUAACUUGCCUACAAGACAUCAACAAGCGAAAACGAACCUCAUUUGGUUUGGAUGGUUCAGGAAAUCACAAAGAAAUCCUGCCAAGUGUGAAAAAAAGAGGCAUUACACAAGAGGAUCAGACCUCAAACUUGAAAUGCAGAGAUGGAUUGCCUACUCAGGAAGAUGCUGAACAGCCAAGCAAGAGCAAAAAUUCCAGUCUAACAUGGAUUUGUGAAGAAACUUUGAAUAACACAGUUAUGCCUUCAUAUAAGAAACCUCUUUAUGGGAUCUCUCACAAAAUUACAGAGAAGAAGACUUUGCCAGGAACAGAACAGUUUACCACCUUUGAGUUAUUUGAAAAGAUUAAUCCUAGCAGUCCUUCUACUCUUAGGACUUUGAAUGAGCAGCGGAAAAGAGAAACAAGCAAUAUUACUGCCGAAUCUGAUUCAAAUAUCUAUUCUUUAAUACAAAAAAUGUUUUAUACACUGAAUACAUUAAAUUCUAACAUGACUCAACUGCAUAGCAAAGUAGAUCUGCUGUCACUAGAAGUCAGUAGAAUUAAGAAACAUGUCAGCCCAAUAGAUGCUGUUGCAGAAUUCAAGCCCCCUCCUGAGUAUCAACUGACUGCCUCAGAACUCAAACAGAUUAUGGAUCAAAGUACAUCAGGUGGUGAUCUGGCUUGCCGAUUACUUGUACAACUUUUUCCAGAACUCUUUAGUGAGGAUGAAUUAAGUAAGGCCUGCACCACAUGUGGUUAUCUUAAUAAAAAGAAACUUGAAUCACUUCAUCUGCAACUCAUCCGAAAUUAUGUGGAAGUCUGUUAUCCAUCUGUGAAAAAUCCUGCUGUUUGGCAAGCAGAAUGUUUGCCUCAGGUCAAUGACUUUUUCAAUAGUUUUUGGGCUCAGAGAGAUAUGGAAAAUAGUCAACCAGAUAUACAAUCCUCCAGUUUUUAUGAGUCUGAUCAUAUUAAUGAUAAGGAUGAUGAUGAAAUUCUAUCUAUUGAUAGAAAUACUUCCGUUGCCUCAGAAUGGGUUUUUGAUGCUCAGGAUAUAAAUGAAUUUUUAGAUGAAGCAUCUUCUCCUGGAGAAUUUUGUGUAUUUUUGCUACACAGAUUGUUUCCAGAACUCUUUGAUCAUAGAAAAUUGGCUGAAAGAUACAGCUGUUAUGGAGAAUGUGGAAAACAAGAACUUGAUCCACAGCGACUUCAGGUAAUCCGCAGAUAUACAGAGAUUUACUUUCCUGCUAUGCAGGAGAGAAAGGCUUGGUUACAGCAUUGUGUUCAGCGAAUAAAUGAUGAACUUGAAAGCAUGUAUAUGGAUGACAGUGAGAAUGAACAGAUAAGAGAUGAUUGCUACGAUUCUUCAAGUUUGCCUGAUGAUGUGUCAGUUAUAAAAGUAGAAGAUAAUUUUGAAUAUGAAAGACCGGGUAGAAGAUCAAAAAAGAUUUGGCUUGUUCCCAUAGACUUUGAUAAACUUGAUAUUCCUUCCCCUGAUUUUGAUGUUCCUGUCUCAGAUUAUCUGUUAAGUAAGGAGCAGCUUAAGAAUAUAUAUGAAAGUAGCUUGUCUAUAGGUAAUUUUGCUUCUCGAUUGCUAGUUCACUUAUUUCCUGAAUUGUUUACCCCUGAAAACUUAAGGAAACAAUACAAUUGUAGUGGCUCAUUAGGCAAAAAACAACUCGAUCCUAUUAGAAUUAAAUUGAUUCGACACUACGUGCAAAUGCUGUAUCCAAGAGCUAAGAAUGAUAGAGUAUGGACACUGGAAUUUGUUGGGAAACUGGAUGAAAGAUGUCGUCGGAGAGAUACUGAACAGAGACGCACAUACCAGUUGCAGCGAAAAGUCCAUGUACCGGGACCUGAGAGGAGAGAAUUCCUGACCUAUGCAAUAAACCCAGAACGAUUUAAAGAGGAAUUUGAAGGGCCACCAUUGCCUCCCGAAAGAAGCAACAAAGACUUUUGCAAGAUACCACUUGAGGAACUUAUUGUUCCUCCACCAGACUUUUCUGUGCCUUCUCUAUAUUUGCUGUCUGAUAAAGAGGUAAGAGAGAUAGUACAACAAAGUCUUUCAGUUGGUAACUUUGCUGCCAGACUCUUAGUAAGACUUUUUCCAGAGCUUUUUACUUCAGAUAACCUCAGACUGCAAUACAACCAUUCAGGGGCUUGUAACAAGAAGCAGCUUGAUCCUGUCAGACUGAGACUCAUCCGCCAUUAUGUUGAAGCUGUUUAUCCUGUUGAAAAGAUGGAUGAAGUUUGGCAUUAUGAAUGUAUACCAAGCAUUGAUGAAAGAUGCAGACGUCCAAAUAGAAAAAAAUGUGACAUAUUGAAAAAAGCCAAGAAAGCAAAAAAGUGAUAUUUUAAGUUUCCAAAGAUGGUGACUUCAGUUAUUUUGAAGUAGCUUGAGAGGUCAAUUGGUUUAGCACUAGGACAACUGAUCAAUACAUUUUUUCUUUCAUAUGUGUUUACACAUGCAGGAAUGGGUAAGAAGUCGGAAGUUAUAAUCCAGUGAGAGUUUUUCUUAAAAGCCCUACUGAAACAAAUGCAUAUGGCGGAAAAAUAUAUUUUAUAACUCCAUUUUAGUAUGCCUUUAUGUAGCUUAGAUUUCUUGCUGUUUUAUCAGUUACCACCUGCCUAAAUUGGAUCACAAGGAACCGCAAAUUAUUAGAGUUGAUCUAAUAAUAUAUCAUCUAAAUAUAAUAUUUAUCAGUGGAAAUAAUUAGAUGUUUAAUUUUUAAUUAAUUUUAAAUAGUAAUUAAUUUCUUUAAGACAGUUCUCAAUAGGGACCUUUAUCAUUUGGAAAUUAAUCCAUUUUUAAAUAUUUCAAAUCUCCAAUUUUAAAAUGUUAUACCUCUUUAAAAAGAAUGGAAAAUCACAACAAUUUCUAUGCUUAUGGAUACUGCUUAUAUCAAGUUUGAAUAUUAGGAAAGAAAAAAUUUCAAAAUCAAGUAUUACUUUUUAAAUAAUUUUUCAUUUUGUAGUUGAUUUGGUGUAAAAAGUAACAUUAUAAUCAUGGGGUUAUUUAAUGAGUGUUUAUGUUAAGAUUGUAGUAUUGAUUUCAUUUUUUAUUCAUAUAAAUUAUUUUAUUGUUUUCUGUAUAAUCUUGAUAAAAGAACUACUGGUAUGCGUGGAGAUUGUGAAAUAUAGAAUCCUACUCUGUAUCGGUAAAAGUGGUGCUAUUACCUGUUAUACUCACUACUUCAAAAAAAUACUUGAAUUGAGGAAUGUGCAAAACACUUAAGUCCAUAUUAUUUU
Ahaetulla prasina is the source of this 6006-nucleotide messenger RNA. RefSeq names its product BEN domain containing 3 (gene BEND3). The transcript is spliced from 4 exons. Gene Ontology annotation, molecular function: DNA binding. Lineage: Eukaryota; Metazoa; Chordata; Lepidosauria; Squamata; Colubridae. Gene Ontology annotation, cellular component: heterochromatin. Gene Ontology annotation, biological process: rDNA heterochromatin formation. The coding region runs from base 2615 to 5107 and encodes 830 amino acids. The record is from RefSeq and is a predicted model, not a curated record.